Molecule: messenger RNA, 3974 nt
Organism: Tachysurus fulvidraco (yellow catfish)
Lineage: Eukaryota; Metazoa; Chordata; Actinopteri; Siluriformes; Bagridae
Gene: rtel1
Product: regulator of telomere elongation helicase 1
Exons: 33
Coding region: 228-3749 (1173 amino acids)
Biological process (GO): DNA replication; negative regulation of t-circle formation; DNA recombination
Cellular component (GO): nucleus
Molecular function (GO): ATP binding; hydrolase activity, acting on acid anhydrides, in phosphorus-containing anhydrides; DNA binding
Source: RefSeq, a predicted model, not a curated record
UGUCAGGCGUUUACUUUACAUCUCUGUAACCUGUAGGUGGCGAUCGCGUACACCUGAACAUAUUUCAUCGUCAAAGAAGAAGACAAAGAAAUAUGGCGCGAUAUGAUAAGGAUUAUGGAGUGGUGUCAUGUUGAUGUUUUAGAGAGUAACUGAACGAUAAAAGAUUGUAUUUAAAUCUUAUUUUAAUAGACUUUGGUUGUGUUUAGUUUAGUUCUGGCUCUAGGAGGAUGCCUGCUAUUACUUUAAGAGGUGUUACUGUUGAUUUCCCGUUUUCUCCAUAUCCAUGUCAGAAGGAUUAUAUGAGUAAAGUGAUCGAGUGCCUGCAAAACAAAGUAAAUGGUGUGCUUGAGAGUCCAACCGGGACAGGAAAAACCCUGUGCCUGCUUUGCGCUGCGCUUGGCUGGAGAGCGUAUUUCAAAGACUCCAUCUCUGCCCGCAAGAUUGCAGAGAGAAUGGGAGGUGCUGAGCUUUUUCCCGACAGGCCAAUGUCAUCUUGGGGAACAGCAGCAACAGAUGGAGAAACACCAGCAUAUUACACAGACCUUCCCAAAAUCAUCUACGCCUCAAGGACUCAUUCUCAGUUGACCCAGGUCAUCAGCGAGCUCAGGAACACGUCCUACAGGCCAAAGAUUUGUGUUUUGGGCUCCAGAGAGCAACUGUGUAUCAACCAAGAAGUAAUGAAGCAAGAAAGCAACCACGUAAAGGUCCAUAUGUGUCGAGCAAAAGUGUCUUCCCGCUCUUGCGUCUUCUACAAUAAUGUUGAUGAGAAAAGUACCGACAAAGACGUCAUGAACUCUAUCAUGGAUGUUGAAGAUCUUGUAAAAACUGGCAAAAAGCAAAGGGUGUGUCCAUAUUAUCUGUCUCGCUCUCUGAAGCAGCAUGCUGACAUCAUAUUUAUGCCUUACAACUACCUCCUGGAUCCCAAGAGUCGUCGAGCACACAACAUAGAGCUUAAAGGAGCCGUUGUCAUAUUUGAUGAAGCACAUAAUGUGGAGAAGAUGUGUGAAGAGUCGACCUCAUUUGAUUUGACUCCUUACGAUUUGACGUCAGCCAUCGAUGCCGUUGACAAGCUUUUGAGGGAGCAGGCCUCCGAUUUUAACAAAGGAGAUUCUUCCGAGGAUUUUAACGUUGAUGCUUCAAACUCAGGACUGAACAUGGACAUCACCACAAUCGCGAAAAUAAAACAAAUUUUAAUGGACCUGGAGAUUGCCAUAAAUGGCUUUGAGAUUCCUUCUAACAACCAGGGGAUUACUAAGCCUGGCAGCUUUAUUUACGAGCUUUUGCAAAAGGCCCACGUCAACUACGACACCAAAUCCGCAGUCGUGGAGGCGAUGGAGCAGAUUACAGGAUAUUUGGCAGGAAAGCCUGGUAUUUUCCUCAACACCAGCGGACUGCAGAAAGUCGCAGAUAUAAUACAGUUGGUGUUUGCUGUUGAACCUGCAGAGGGUGCUACGCAACCACACAAGGGGAACACGAUGCAGCAGUUUAAGGUACACAUUCACCCAGACACUAGCAAUUUCAAGAAAAAGCAGAACACUGAUCUGUGGGCCUCCUCGUCUACGAGGAAACAAGGGAAUGUGCUGAGUUACUGGUGUUUCUCCCCGGGAUUCAGCAUGCAAGAUCUCCUCCGGCAGGAAGUGCGCUGCAUCAUCCUGACUAGUGGCACCCUGUCACCUCUGUCAUCCUUCACCUCUGAAAUGCAGAUACCAUUUCCUGUAAGUCUGGAGAACCCUCAUAUCAUUCAGAAGGACCAGAUCUUUGUCAGCGUUGUCGACAAAGGGCCGGAUGGUGUGCAGCUCAGCACAGCCUUCGACAGGAGGUUUGUUCCUGAGAACAUGGCGUCAUUAGGCAACACUAUCGUAAAUCUGUGUCGAGUGGUUCCUCAUGGCCUACUGGUGUUUUUCCCUUCAUACCCGGUGUUGGAUAAGACUCUGGAAUAUUGGAGGAGUAGCGGCCAUGCAGACCGCAUCGAGUCAAUGAAGCCCGUGUUUGUGGAACCAAAAGGAAAGGGAACCUUUACGGAGGUGAUUGAUGGCUAUUAUGACAAGGUAAAUGACUCCAAGUCAAACGGAGGGAGCUUCUUUGCUGUAUGUAGAGGAAAGGUGAGUGAAGGGUUGGACUUUGCAGACACGUAUGGCCGGGGAGUGAUUAUCACUGGUCUUCCCUACCCUCCAAGAAUGGACCCCAGGGUGGUGCUGAAGAUGCAGUAUUUGGAUGAGAUGUGCAGAAACAAGACCAGUGGUGUAAAGUAUCUGUCUGGGCAGGAAUGGUACAGGCAGCAAGCCUCCCGUGCUGUGAACCAAGCUAUCGGUAGAGUGAUUCGCCACCGUGAGGAUUACGGUGCCAUCUUUCUUUGUGACUACAGGUUUAAAGGUACAGAUGUCCGACAGCAGCUCCCUUCUUGGGUCAGACCUUACGUUCGAACUCAUGAAAACUUCGGCACCGUGGUCCGUGACGCUGCACAGUUUUUCAGGGUCGCACAAAAGCUUAGGCCUGUACCUGAGAAGAAAGCAAAAGGUUCAGGAUGUAAGAACCAGACAGCUAAAGACACCGAGCAGGCGAGUCCAGGGUGCAGUCAACCAGCUCCAAGUGCCUGGGAGUGCAGUUCGUCUCUCAAAGCCAGAGUGUUCGACUCUCACGUGCCAAGUCUGAAGAGAAGGAAGCUGGACGAGCACUCGGAGAGAGACGGGACAGCCAGGCUUUGUGUCCAGUACGAGAUGGAGAUGAGUUCCAGUAAGACGAGACACAUGAGCCUGCUUGAUGCUCUGGAUAAAAGCGACCCUAAUCGAGACGAGGAUGACUCCUUCGCUGGGGAGGAGCGGGUCAGCCGCUUGUCCACUUUAUCUUUACAGCAUGAUAAGCGCAUGGAUGAUGAAUUGAGGGGAGGAAAACGCAAAAUCAGAGUAGUGCAAGAUCGGCAACCCAUUGACUCCAGUGCAGCAGGCAAAGGCAAAGCUUUUAUGCUGGAGCUAAAGAGAAAUUUAAGUCAAGAGAGCUUCACACAGAUCAUGCAUGCGCUUCAGGUGUACAAGGCCACAGACAACCUCAACAACCUUUUGGAAAAAGCAGCAGAUCUUCUUGUGCCAGACCCCAACACACAUAUUCUGCUGAGAGGUCUCUACCAGUUUGUCCGGCCACACCACAAGAAGCAGUUUGACGAGAAGUGUCAGCUGCUUACAGGCAAAGGCUGUGGUUACAAACCUGAGCACUCAAUCUCCAGGGAGGAAAGAGCAUUACUCAUGAAACAAACAGUUAAAGCAGAGACGUCUGAAAUGUCCACAACCUCCCAGCUAGACUCACGCAGGCAGCUCAAUCAAGGAGGAUCUCACUUAGGAACGAAUCAUUUGUCUGGAAUGGAUGCAGGUGUGAAGGAUCAGACCCAACCAAGCAAAGAUGGUCAGGUCAGUGCUUCCCUGCUGUCUGACAUAAAAAAGGCCAUUGGUGCUGAAAAGACAAACCAGCUUUUUGUGGCCUUGCAAAUGUACAAGAAAACAAAUGAUUACGAACAGAUGGUAUCCACAGUUGUGGGGUUGCUGACUGAGCGAGACGAGGACAUUAUUCUUCUUAAACGUUUAACAGUGUUCAUUCCAGCUCAUCAUCGUCAGCAGUUCUGUGAGAUGUUAACAUCCUUGACAGGGAGUGUUUCAGAGUCUUGUCAGGAUCCAGAUGAGGUUUCUACCACCCCAGUUUCAGUUUCACAGCUCUGUGCCGGAAAAUCACAAAGCAAAAUAUCUUCCUUCCUCUCCUGACAUGUGAAAUCUCACAAGCUGCUACUCCGUUCAUGUGGGAUUGUUUUCUUUGAAGCUGAGGAAGAUGAAGCAGAGCAGUCUGACCUUCAUGUGGUUCAUACUGGACAUUUGUCAGGAAUAGAAAUAAAACAGUACAAUGCAUGAUUGUUUUUGACAACCGAGUUUUAAUACGCAUUAUUGUGUUUUGUAUUUCAAAGGUAAAUUAAAAUAUUUUGUUAUUUCUGA